Molecule: messenger RNA, 1474 nt
Organism: Chironomus riparius
Lineage: Eukaryota; Metazoa; Arthropoda; Insecta; Diptera; Chironomidae
Source: the annotation of a GenBank genome assembly
CUCUGACACAAAAAGUUGCAAGACCCUCUCAAGUAUAUUUUAAUCGAGAAAAUGGGAAGUUUUGUUAAAUUAUUUAAUUCCUCGUUAAAUAUCAUAUCUAGACAGUUGACAUUGCCUUUAACUAAUGGAUUAAACCUUCAGUUUGUGAGAGCACUACCUCAUUUUGUGGAUAUUCCAAAACCAGGUGAAAAACAUCGACAAUACAGACGAAAAGUGCAUUUUCCAGAGGAUGGAAAGUAUACAGUAAAGCCUUUAGACAAUACGCAUUUAGCUGGUCGAGAUCCAGUAACUGGACGAGUUGUUGCAAAAGGAAUUGGAGGUGGAAUCAAAUUUAAAUAUCACUGGAUCAAGUUCGAACGAGACGGUCCAACAGAAGAUGUUCCACCAAGAGAAGAAAAAGUCCUUCAGAUACUGAAAUGUGGAUGUAGAACAGCAGAUGUAGCUCUUGUUGGAACUGGAAAUGAACUUAAAUAUAUUUUGGCAACAGAAAACAUGAAAGCAGGCGAUAUAAUCAAAACAUCAAGGUUUAUUCCAAGAAUUCCAGUGAGAGCAAAUGAAGGUGAUGCUUAUCCACUUGGGGCACUUCCAGUUGGAACCAUUGUCCAUAAUAUUGAGAAAUUUCCAGGAUGUAAUCGAAACUUUAUCCUAGCUGCUGGAUGUUAUGCUACAAUUAUUAGAAAGUUUGAUGAUCGUGUUGUCAUUUUAAUGCCAAACAAGCGAGAAAUAGCACUUUUACAGAAAUGUAUGGCUACAGUCGGCAGAUUAUCAAACAUUGAUCAUUCAAAGACACCGAUUGGAUCGCCAAAUAGGAACCGUGAAUUAGGUAAUCGACCAAGAUCAGGUUUAUGGCAAAGAAAAAGUGGUAGACAUGGACGUAAAAUUAAAAGACCACCUCCAAUGCUCCUUCAAGGACCUCCAAAAGAGCAGAAAUCAGCACCAAUGAAAUUAAACAUAAAUAAGAUUUCUUAAAAUGUUUAUUUCAUGAAAAUAAUAUUGUAUAGGAAAUUCAAUAGAAAUUCUAUCUUAAGUUAUUUAAACAACUUUUGAUUUUAAUGUGUCCAAAUCGCGUUUCUGGAUCUGCCUCAAAUGUUUCUUCUUAAUUCUCUUCAAUUUUGAUGUAUUUUUGAUAAUUUGGACAGUCUGUGAUUUUAAUUCAUUUUCUUUCUUACGUUGAAGGUUCUCUUCACGUCGUUGCUUCUUUAAUUCAUUCUGUUGCUUACGUUCAUCCUUAAUGGACUUUGACAAUUCCUUGACUCUUUUAAGUUCUGCACGAAUUUUCAAUUGUUGAUCUUUUGUUUUCUUUGGAAUUGUGUUGUGAAUCUUCCUGAAUCGUUCCUUAGGUGUCUUCCAGAACUUGCCUGACUUUGCAAUGCCUCGAACUUCUGUUUUCUCUGUUUUAUUCUCCAUUAUUUAAUUAAUUUAUAUUAUCAGCGUGUUUACAGAAUUUAUUUUGAAGGGGAAAACAACUACGCUG